GCCUCUCGGGCCCGGAAGUGACGUUUACGGACGGAGGCAGCGCGUGCCAGGUGGUGUCACGUCUGGUCGCGGAGUAGCGGAGCUGUAGCCGCCUUCGCCCUCCCUCUCCUGCGUCCUUCUGUCCGGUCCCGGGAGGCCCCGCCCGGGAGACUCGGUGAUGAAAGCGCCGCUGGAAGACCGGGUGCGAGGGAUCUGAGACAUGCCCGGCUCCGCCCGAGUGCUGCAGAUGCUAUCAUUUAACCCCGGGCACAGGUGCAGCUUGAAAGGACAGUUUUCACCAAAGCCCUCUGGGUUGAGGAGAGCGCCCUGCCUGGGGCUGGUGGCAGUAUGACAAGCCAGGUGAUCGAGGACGAGCAGCAGUUCUACUCCCGGGCACAGAGCUACUGGAAGCGCGUCCCGCCCACAGUGGAUGGCAUGCUGGGCGGCUAUGGCCACAUCUCCAGCCUGGAUCUCAGCAGCUCCCGGAAGUUCCUGCAGCGGUUCCUGCGGGAAGGCCCGAACAAGCCAGGAACCUCCUGCGCCCUGGACUGUGGGGCCGGCAUAGGACGGAUCACCAAGCGGCUGCUCCUGCCUCUCUUCGAGGUGGUGGACAUGGUGGACGUCACGGAGGACUUUCUGGCCAAGGCCAAGACCUACUUGGGGGAAGAGGGCAAGAGGGUGAGGAACUACUUCUGCUGUGGCCUGCAGGACUUCAGCCCUGAGCCCGGCUCCUAUGACGUCAUCUGGAUCCAGUGGGUGAUAGGCCACCUGACCGACCAGCACCUGGCUGAGUUCCUACGGCGCUGCAAGCGCGGCCUGCGCCCCAAUGGUCUCAUUGUCAUCAAGGACAACAUGGCCCAGGAGGGUGUGAUCCUGGACGAUGUGGACAGCAGCGUAUGCCGCGACCUCCAGGUGGUGCACAGGAUUGUGCGCAGCGCAGGCCUCAGCCUCCUGGCCGAAGAGCGGCAGGAGAACCUCCCGGAUGAGAUCUACCACGUGUACAGCCUGGCGCUGAGAUGAGCCGCUGGGCCGGCAGCUUGCUUGGGUGUGGACAGCAUUAAGUACACCUGUGCUGCCCAUCUGCGCCAAACUUCUCUCCUUGCCAGGCAGCAGGCAGUGGGUCACUUCGAGAGGCCCACAGCCUGGCUGUGCAGACUGGUAGUGGGGAAGGUGUGGUCAGUGUUCAGGAAGCUCGAGCCAUGCUGCACACCUGGGCUUCCCAUCCAGGGAGCCAAGCACACCCUUCUGGUGACAGGACGCUGCUGUCCCUAAAGGGGUGGGCACAACAGCCUGAGGCUGGGGGAGAUAUGUAUGGCUACUACUGCACUUGGGGGCUCCCCCUUGGUGGCACUUUCAGUCAGAAAUAAAAGGUUGCAUCCCUGUA
This is a messenger RNA of Cavia porcellus (domestic guinea pig), 1363 nucleotides long. RefSeq names its product N-terminal Xaa-Pro-Lys N-methyltransferase 1 (gene Ntmt1). NCBI's taxonomy places the organism in Eukaryota, Metazoa, Chordata, Mammalia, Rodentia, Caviidae. The record is from RefSeq and is a predicted model, not a curated record. Gene Ontology annotation, molecular function: N-terminal protein N-methyltransferase activity. Gene Ontology annotation, cellular component: cytoplasm. The coding region runs from base 328 to 999 and encodes 223 amino acids. The transcript has 5 exons.